AUGCCGAGCCAUCUAGUUGCCAGCUGCCUUUUGCUGGUUUUGGGCCUGAACAUGAGCCUGGGGGCCAGCCACAAGCGCAGUGGUGCCAAUUCGCUGGGAAUGGAUCCCGAGGCCAAGCCUGCGGCAAAUCCUGCGGUCGGUGUAGAAAACACGGACCUGCUGGACAAGCUAAGCUGGAAGUGCGCCAACAACGCGAGUUGUCUGUACGGCGUGGCCAAUGGCAUCAUGGCCUCCUACCGCCGUGGAGAGACCCUCAAACUGGGACUCUUCGACCUGGUCAAGUUGCCCGAACUGGAUGCCUCGCGCAAACACAAGUGGGGCACUGGACGCGGCCUCUCUAGUUUCAUGGACUUCGUCACGGGGAAUGCCAUCAGGGUGCCUGUGGGCCCGAUGGUCUUUAGUGUUCAGCGGGCCGAGGAUGACAGCGAAUACAUCGAGGUGGCUCUUCUGAAGAAGGCCUCUAGCGGAACAGGUCGUCUGCAGGGCAAUGGAGGAGGAGGACUUCUGGGCGGAGGAGGUGGCUUAGGUGGUAACGGAGGCGGGGGAGGAGGAUUACUGGGAGGUGGAGGUGGCGACAACGGAGGAGGAGGUGGACUUCUGGGAGGACGGAGGCGGCACCAGCACCAGGACAAGAAACAGUUCCAGAUGUUCAUACCCAUGUAUCUGGCGGCCACAACAUUUGGUUGGACGAUGGUGGCCGCAAAGGCAGUGGGACUGCUAACUCUCAAGGCUCUGAUCCUGUCCAAGAUUGCCUUCGUCGUGGCCGCCAUUGUACUGAUCAAGAAGCUCAUGGACAACGCCAGCGAGAAGAUGAUGUACCAAUUCCCCGAGCAGACACCCUACAUGAUGCCCUACGGCAUGGACUAUCCGCUUCACGGGGCUGAAAUGUCGCCGGAAAUGUACCCGGCCUCGCUGCACCACCUGGCGAUGGCCGGUGGGGGCCAGCUGCCAGGACAUCCCGGACAUCCGGGACUGGAGAGUCUGAGCGCCGAAAGCCAUCUGCACUCUGCCCAGGUGUCGAGCGAUGGCAGCAACAACACACAGGUGCUGGCCGCCCUAGGUGGACUCGGCGGACUAGGACACAAGAUCAAGCGUGAGGACUCGUGGAUGGCGAAGAGUAAGUCCACUCCAGCACGGCGACCUCUGAUCUACAACUACGUGCAACCCCACAUGCCGUACUACCGCUCCUGA
Messenger RNA from Drosophila eugracilis, 1191 nucleotides. RefSeq lists its product as uncharacterized. Lineage: Eukaryota; Metazoa; Arthropoda; Insecta; Diptera; Drosophilidae. The record is from RefSeq and is a predicted model, not a curated record. The transcript is spliced from 4 exons. The coding region runs from base 1 to 1191 and encodes 396 amino acids.